CAGCAACUCCGGCGGGCGGUCGCAACCCUGACUUGUAUUCAUCUCCAGCUCCCAUCGCACUCUGCUGGUGCUGCCCAUUGAUCUACCUAGUUUCAUUAUCCUACCAAAUCAUUCAAUCUGGAGUGGUUUUGGUCUGAACAGGUCAAAGGAGACCGAACCGUCGGGAAACCCGGAAGCCGGAAAAUGUCACGGGCCUCGUCGACUUCGGCGCCUGCGCUGAGCCCGCGAUUCUGCUUCAACGAGAAGCUCCUCACAGACUUCCUUCGCCUCUCUAGGACUACGAUAGAUGACUCGAUAACCCAAAACUUGAACGCCUUGUUCACGCCCUCACAGGAGGGGUUCGAUCCCUCCUCGACCGCAGUGCGUCAAACAAAGUCGGAAGCGGGGAAUUCCAUCAAUCCCGCCGCCUGCCAGGGAUUUAAAGAGAACGUGUUGUUUCCUUCGUGGCAAACCCGCUCCGACGUCCUCAACUACUGCGCAGGCGUGGCCACGAGUCCUGACCCGGACGACCCCGAUCUCAUUCUCCGAGAAACCGAAUCUGCGAGGGACCGAGAACGAGUUGUCGACGAGAGGUUGGACCCUUAUUCAGCUCGAUUCUUCCCCCGGGAAGCGCGCACCGAGUCACUAGCGAACGUAGUUCGAACACAACGCGGCGUGGAGGAAAUCAUUCGAUCUCGGACAUGGAGUAUCGUGUCGGAAAGAUGCGGCAGCUCGUCUGCAGGCUGGGAGGAAGCACUCAACAGCUGGCGCGAGAAGCGACAGUAAAAAAAAAAACACCGUGGGCAGUGGUCCCUGCCCCGCGGAUUUGUUGUAGUUGGUAAUUGGAUGUAUAUGAAUGAACCUGUAUGAUAAAUGCAUAGAUUGAAGGCG
Molecule: messenger RNA, 870 nt
Organism: Aspergillus steynii IBT 23096
Lineage: Eukaryota; Fungi; Ascomycota; Eurotiomycetes; Eurotiales; Aspergillaceae
Product: MIX23 family protein
Exons: 2
Coding region: 184-765 (193 amino acids)
Cellular component (GO): mitochondrion; mitochondrial intermembrane space
Source: RefSeq, a predicted model, not a curated record